GUGGGGCUUGCGGCUGGCCGGCACCGCGACCCUGGCGGCGGGGCUGGGACCGGCACCGGGAAUGGGAGCGGGAGCGGGGGGUCUGCUGCCCACAGGUGCCCCCAGUGCCAUGAGGACCGUCCUGCUGCUGUGGCUGGUCCUGGCCAGAGCCUGCGCCUGGCUGCGAUGCCCCGAUGGGCAGCCGUGCCCCGCCACCCCGGUCCUGCCUGCCAGCAGCGCGGCAGCGUGCCAGGACGGCUCACCCUGCCCCACCAGUGCCAGCUGCCCGCUGCCAGAGGGAGUCCCCUGCGCCGGUGGCCGCCACUGCUGUCCCCGAGGGUCCCGCUGCAGUGCCGACGGCAAAUCCUGCAUCACGUCCCCAGCCCCUCGUGCUGUCCCUUGUCCCGACGGACAGUCCGAGUGUCCCGAUGAUGCCACCUGCUGCAUGACGGCGAGCGGCACCUGGGGGUGCUGCCCCAUGCCCCAGGCCUCGUGCUGUGCCGACAAGGUGCACUGCUGUCCCCACACCACCAUCUGUGACCUGGCCCACGGGCGCUGCCUGUCACCCACUGGUGACGGUGACAUCCCCCUGGGCACCGCCUUCCCCGCCUGGAAGCGCCAGCCUCCGGCACCAGCCGCGUUGCACGAGGUGCUGUGCCCCGACGGCCGCUCGGCAUGUCCCGACGGUGCUACCUGCUGCCAGCUGCCCUCGGCGCAGUAUGGCUGCUGUCCCCUGCAAAACGCGGUGUGCUGCAGUGAUGGGCAGCACUGCUGCCCGCAAGGCACUGUCUGCGACCUGGAGCGCUCCACCUGCACGUCAGAACGGUCCCUGGCAUCCCUGCCCAAAGCUCGUGAUGUGAAGUGUGACAUGGAGACGAGCUGCCCCGACGGGAACACGUGCUGCCAGCUCAGCUCGGGGGCCUGGGGGUGCUGCCCGCUGGAGGAGGCCGUCUGCUGCCCCGACCACGUGCACUGCUGCCCCCAGGGCUACACCUGCGACCCAGUAGCGGGCAGCUGCCUGCAGGAGGGGGGGGGCCGCUUGCCCUGGGUGCAGAAGACCCCGGCGCUGGCCCGAGAGAAGGACGUGCGGUGUGACGAGAAGACGAGCUGCCCCGACGGGAACACGUGCUGCCAGCUCAGCUUGGGCACCUGGGGGUGCUGCCCGCUGGAGCAGGCCGUCUGCUGCCCCGACCACGUGCACUGCUGCCCCCAGGGCUACACCUGCGACCCAGUAGCGGGCAGCUGCCUGCAGGGCGGGGGGGGCCGCUUGCCCUGGGUGCGGAAGACCCCGGCGCUGGCCCGAGAGAAGGACGUGCGGUGUGACGAGAAGACGAGCUGCCCCGACGGGAACACAUGCUGCCAGCUCAGCUCGGGGGCCUGGGGGUGCUGCCCGCUGGAGGAGGCCGUCUGCUGCCCCGACCACGUGCACUGCUGCCCCCAGGGCUACACCUGCGACCCAGUAGCGGGCAGCUGCCUGCAGGAGGGGGGGGGCCGCUUGCCCUGGGUGCGGAAGACCCCGGCCCGAGAGAAGGACGUGCAGUGUGACAAGGAGACGAGCUGCCCCGACGGGAACACGUGCUGCCAGCUCAGCUUGGGCACCUGGGGGUGCUGCCCGCUGGAGCAGGCUGUCUGCUGCGGGGACCACCAGCACUGCUGCCCCCGGGGCUACACCUGCAACUUGGCCACCCAGAGCUGCGAGAAGCUGCUGGCACCCACCCCGCUGCUGCGAGCACCCACGUCCUCGCUCUGGCUACCCGCACCCCCCCGCCGGGCACCCAUCCUCCCACCAGCCCUGCUGCGAGCCACCGGCACCGAGCCCGGUGCCCCGGUGCCCUGCGAUGCUGCCCGCUCCUGCCGCAGCGGGCAGCAGUGCUGCCGGAGCCGGGGGGGCUCCUGGGGGUGCUGUCCCUUCAGCCAGGGCUCCUGCUGCUCUGAUGGCCGUCACUGCUGCCCCGGGGGGUCCCGCUGCACUGGGGGGGGUUGGGGGUGCAGCCCCCAGCGCUGGGACCUGCCCGCGCCCCGCAGGGUGCUGCUCUGAUGUCCCUGGGGACCUUCUAAGGGUGUCAUCACUCCAAUAAAAGGUUUUUAGGACAAA
This is a messenger RNA of Aquila chrysaetos chrysaetos, 2074 nucleotides long. It is a transcript of the gene GRN, whose product is annotated as granulin precursor. Gene Ontology annotation, cellular component: extracellular region. The record is from RefSeq and is a predicted model, not a curated record. NCBI's taxonomy places the organism in Eukaryota, Metazoa, Chordata, Aves, Accipitriformes, Accipitridae.